GCUGUUUGCUGUCAUCCAAUCACACCACGUACCUGCUUGUGCAUAGGCUGGUGCUUUUUCUACCGGAAUCGGACGAUGUGGCUGUCUAUCCUGGUCUGUGCCCGGUUGGUCGGCACUUAAAACUUCUUUCUUUUGACAGAGAGCUGCUGUGAACUCCGGGCAGACAUGGAGAGAGUUGUCCUGGUAACUGGCGCCAACAGUGGCAUCGGCCUGGCCUUGUGUGACAGGCUGCUCACAGUAGACAGCCAGCUUCGGCUUUGUCUGGCCUGCAGAAACAUGCAGCGGGCUCAGGCUGCCCGCUCCGCCCUCCUGACCUCUCACACCGAUGCCCAUGUGGACAUAGUGCACCUUGAUGUGGGCUCUGUGCAGUCAGUGCUCACUGCUGCACAGGAAGUCAACGCCAGGUACGGCAGAAUUGACUUUCUAUAUCUAAAUGCGGGAAUUAUGCCCAAUCCACAAGUGGAUAUCAAAGCCUUAUUCAAAGGCCUGUUUUCCAGGAAUGUCAUCAACAUGUUUGCGACAGCAGAGGGUCUCUUAACUCAACAGGAUCGCCUCAACUCAGAUGGCCUGCAGGAAGUUUUUGCCACCAACCUCUUUGGUCAUUUCCUCCUGAUCAGGGAGUUGGAGCCUCUGCUGUGUCAACCAAGUCACACAUCAAGGGUAGUGUGGACCUCCUCGAGUAACGCCCGCCACUCUGCCUUCAGCAUCGAGGACAUACAGCACAGAGAUGGGACGGAGCCUUACAGCUCCUCCAAGUACGCCUCAGACAUGCUCAGCCUGGCGCUCAACAGACACAAGAACAGCCAGGGGCUUUUCUCCUCUGUGAUCUGCCCUGGGCUGGUGAUGACCAAUCUGACCUAUGGUAUCCUCCCCUCCUUCUUCUGGACUCUCCUCAUGCCCAUCAUGUGGCUGAUUAGAGUCUUCACCAACACAUUCACACUCACACCGUACAAUGGAGCAGAGGCACUGCACUGGCUGUUUCUUCAAAAGUCAGAGUCUUUGGAUCCGAGGGCAAAGUAUCACAGUUUAACAUCAGGACUUGGAACUAACUACACUCAGCCUCGACAGAUGGACAUUGAUGAUGGCAUGUCAGAGGUGCUUUAUGAGAAACUUCUUGAACUUGAGAAAGGGGUCAGAAGGAAACUGACUGAAAGAAAUAUAGAGUAGAUAGUUUACUCUUUGGAAAUGGACCAUGUGUAAUUUGUAAUGAGAAACAUCAACGGUGCUCUUCGUUAUUUCAUGCUUGCCAAUUUAUACUAUUGAGAUAUGGGUUUGCACGACCAUACUUCUACCUCAGCUUUGAUCUGUUUCAUGUCAUCAGUGAUCUUGUUAGCUGUAGGAGCUGCGCAGCCAGGUCACAAAGCCACUUGGUAACCACAAUCAUAAUAAAAUCAGCAACAAAUUACAGAGAAACACUAGAUGAAACAUUUUCAUGACAAUAGAAAAGGGGUGAGGUUUUGAUUUUCCUCAGAUUCAGCAUUGACACGUGUGAUCACUGAUGUUAAUAUGAUAUUCCCUUCUUAUAUUUUUCAUGUCUAAUUUCAAAGACGUUUUUAUAUGUAAAUUGAUGAUAAUUGCGCUGCUAUUGAACUUUUUAUGUGACUUUUAUGUUUGUGAUCUCAUAGUCAUUUAUUGAUGAGACACUACUCUCAAAUUGUCUUCUUAAUAAAUCCAAGACGUAUCAUGAAUAUCAACCUUCAUACAUGAGCUGCGAUAUUCACACUACUACAAAACUCUACAAAACUCUUUGUUUUGUAAGGCCCUUACAAACCCCUGUUUAACACAAACAGAUGUUUUGAGGUAAUUUGCUGAUAAAAACGUCUUCUCUGCACUAUGUGGCUUACAGCUCUCUGAUUCUUUUAUUUUGGUUGUACAACUUAAUUGGUACUUUCAAGUGGGGUCCUAUUUUUCAUGGAAGACAUUUUUUACAUGUCACAGUAGGAAAAGCACAGAUAAAUAAUAAAAUUUAUGUCUGUAACGUGUGCUUUUCCUGUUAUGUCAAGUCAAAUGUCUGCUGUGAAAAAGGGAUAAUGAUUUGAAUUUGUAAGUUGAAUUGUUGCAAUUUUUUGUAAUUAAGUACUUUUGUAAUAAAUGCUUUUCUUUGUUCAUAGCAUGGCACUAAUGUGCAGAAAACAUGUUAUUAACCUUUUUUUGAAAAGGGAACAAUGUGACGUCCUGUGGCUUUGGUUUUGAGCUCUAAACGCACCACCUACAUCUCAAGUCAACAUUUUAAUCUCAGAAAAAGCCUCUUUUCUAACUACUCACAUCACUCAUGGACAUUGUUUUCUACUUUAAUAAGUCAGAAAGGAUCUCAAAGAAUAAUCAUUAUCAUGACAGAAGGAAGGACAUAUAGCACAAUUCAAAUGGAUUGGAAAUGUAAAAUAUUUGAUCUAUGCUACCAAUCAAAGCAAAAAGGAACUUACCUAUUGAUUUUCUGGAUGAAGAUGGGUGAAAAAUCAUACUCCACUGUCCAGGCAGACAUGUGCCAACUCUUUGCUGUUGUAGAGUGCUGCUGCUGCAAGCUGAUGCUCCAGCAGCACAUUUCUAAAUCUUUUAGCGCCACCUACAGGUGAAACUGUAUCAAAUGCUACAGACUAUGUCAGCAUCCCCAUCUGCACAAUUUUGCUUAAUUUGGUUACCAUGGAAUAUUACAUUAAAGAGAUACUGUGGCAGUUAAUAAGUAGCAUAGUGGUGUUUUAUUAAUAGCCACAUGGUGGGGCUAUUGGUGACAUGCUUCAAUAUGUUGUGCACGUUCUCAUAGAGAAAUUGUGUGCUGACUUUCUUUUUAUAAUAGAGGACAGAAUUGUAGAAAUAUCAUAUUAUAUUAUUACUAAAGCGCCCCUUGUGGGUAGAAUUGUAUGAAAUGUUACAUACUUGUGCAGUGCGGCCAUAUGUACAAUAUUCCCACAUUUGUUGCAUAUGAAAAUAUGAAAUUUUGGAUUGAAGUAAGUUGAUCAAAAAAAAUCUGAUUUCAUUUAUUUGUGUGGAAUAAAUAGAAAGUAAACACUG
This is a messenger RNA of Thunnus maccoyii (southern bluefin tuna), 3009 nucleotides long. Its product is annotated as 3-keto-steroid reductase/17-beta-hydroxysteroid dehydrogenase 7-like. Gene Ontology annotation, cellular component: endoplasmic reticulum membrane. Gene Ontology annotation, molecular function: estradiol 17-beta-dehydrogenase [NAD(P)+] activity; 3-beta-hydroxysteroid 3-dehydrogenase (NADP+) activity; 5-alpha-androstane-3-beta,17-beta-diol dehydrogenase (NADP+) activity. The transcript has 9 exons. NCBI's taxonomy places the organism in Eukaryota, Metazoa, Chordata, Actinopteri, Scombriformes, Scombridae. Gene Ontology annotation, biological process: cholesterol biosynthetic process. Bases 166 to 1167 code for a protein of 333 amino acids. The record is from RefSeq and is a predicted model, not a curated record.